This is a messenger RNA of Daldinia childiae, 519 nucleotides long. RefSeq names its product Signal peptidase complex catalytic subunit SEC11. Gene Ontology annotation, cellular component: membrane; signal peptidase complex. The transcript has 2 exons. The record is from RefSeq and is a predicted model, not a curated record. Lineage: Eukaryota; Fungi; Ascomycota; Sordariomycetes; Xylariales; Hypoxylaceae. The coding region runs from base 1 to 519 and encodes 172 amino acids. Gene Ontology annotation, molecular function: serine-type endopeptidase activity.
AUGUUAUCAGGUCUUCAAAAUCCCCGGCAAGCAGCCGCUCAGCUGUUAAAUUUCGGAUUGAUUCUUUCCACCGCAUUCAUGAUGUGGAAAGGUCUAUCCGUCUUCGCUGACUCCCCCUCGCCCAUCGUCGUCGUCCUCUCCGGAUCCAUGGAACCCGCCUUCCAGCGCGGCGACCUACUCUUCCUCUGGAACCGGAACAUACUAGCCGAGACGGACGUAGGUGAGGUGGUAGUCUACAACGUGCGAGACAAGGAAAUCCCCAUUGUCCACCGCGUUGUGCGCAAGUUCGGCACCGGUGCCCACGCGCGUCUGCUCACCAAGGGCGACAACAAUGCCGCGGACGAUACCGAGCUAUACGCACGCGGUCAAGACUACCUCGAGCGUAAGGAUAUUAUCGGCAGCGUAUUUGCGUAUAUCCCUUUUGUAGGCUACGUCACUAUUAUGCUGAGCGAACACCCCUGGCUCAAGACCGUUAUGCUGGGUAUUAUGGGAUUGUUGGUUGUGCUACAGCGCGAAUAG